AUGUACACCCCAAAACAGGAAGUGCAAUAUGUAUUCCCUGAUCUAUCGAUACAAUAUGGCGACUUAAUGAUGAUAAUGUUCGAGACUAGAAUAGAAGAAGCUUUGAAUUCUAGCGGUAAUUUUAUACCUUUAAAACCUCAUAAACAUCAUCAUCAUACUGAAACUUCACUUUCAGAAACAAAAACUGAUGCUGGUGUGGAUUCGGUACCGAUGGGUUUUGACACGGAUAUCAUGAAAAUGACUAACGAACAACCACACAUAGAAAACGUACAACAAUAUAACGAUUACAACUUAGUUGGAGGCAAUCAUCAAGAUUUUUUUAAUGAAGAUACACACAAACACGAACACGGUCAAGAUAAGCUAGAUCCAGGAGUUACGAGUGACAGUUUGUCAGCAAAUGAACGUGAUAUUUCUGAGUAUAUGUUACCAAAUGCAGAUGGCGUUGUAAAGAACUGUUCUCCUCUUAAUAAGGACUGUAACGUGUCUUCGUUAAACAAAAAAGGCAUAAAAGUUUUGCCAGUUGAAAAUCUGAUAUUAGAAUAUCCAACAAAUUCUGAAAGGGAAAGCGAGGAAGUAAUAACGGGUGAUCAUAGCCAUGACACUCAUACUCAUGGAAUAAACCAUAAAAAAAAUCUCGAGCAUCAUCACGAUUAUUCGAAAAGUGAAUUGAAUGUUGACAAUAUUUUUGAUCCUAUCGCCUCUUUAUAUGGAUUACACACAAAUUUCAACGAAUGGUUCAACCAACAAAUAUACGUCUUGAAUAACAAUGAUAAACAGCUAGACAGCAUUUAUGAUCUGGAAUAUCUAAAAUUAAAAAUACGUGAGAUCCUUCAAGAUAACCGAAUUAAAAUUAUAGACGGAAUACUGUAUAACAAAAACGGUGUACCCAUUAAUGCUGCUAAUUUGAAGUUGCAUCUUAUAUCUAUAGGCGACACCAGUCUGUAUAAAAAUUUACUUAAUUUGAAAGGCAUUUCAUCUUUGUUACCUACUAAUUUAAAGAAUGUAGAUAUUAUUGCAGUAACUCAAACCUUUCCAUCAAAAUUAUUGGGAGUCGUACCAUUGAAAAAAGCUUGCGAUUCACACACACCUUACAGGAGGAUGUAUCGCAAUCCGGCAAUCUAUCCCAUGGGAUGGCAACCGAAUCCACAUGUUCAUAAUACCCCAUACUAUUUUUCUUCUCCAUACUUCUCUUAUCCGUACAAUAGGCGUUCAGCUGCUAUACCCAGUAAUUAUCCUAUUUAUUGGUACCAAACAGGACAACACAAUAACAAAAGGAAAAAUUCUCCUCGAAUCGGCAAACUUCAUAAAAAACCACUUGACUCUCUCAAAUCGCUAUUUGAUCUACGUGUCGGGUCACUCUCUCUGCCGGGUACAGUAAUUGAUCUUCUUAAUUCUGUAGCAAACCCUAAUGAUGUGGCAAAAGACGAAGAUUAUGAAAUUUAUGAUGAUAUUGGAAUAAGAAUAAUCGGUGGAAACCCAGCAACCAGCAGCGGUACACCUAUAAGCAAUAAGGGAAGAUCAGCUGCACUUUACAUUUAA
Molecule: messenger RNA, 1539 nt
Organism: Diatraea saccharalis (sugarcane borer)
Lineage: Eukaryota; Metazoa; Arthropoda; Insecta; Lepidoptera; Crambidae
Source: the annotation of a GenBank genome assembly